AUGUUCUAUUACCCCAAUGUUUUGCAACGCCAUACCGGCUGCUUUGCAACUAUUUGGUUGGCAGCGACUGGGGCCACCCGACUCCUCAAACGGGAAUACUUGAAAGUCAACAUCCCGCAAACAUGCGAGGAGAUCAUUGCCUUCAUACUCGUCCAGGUCCCGCCCAUCAUUCCUGGCGCUCCCCGGCCCCGAUUCUCACUCUACCUGUCUGCCCAGCUGCAGUUUGGGGUAGUCCGUGUGUACAGCCGCCAGUGCCAAUACCUCGCUGAAGAGAUCCAGCAGACCUUGGAACGGCUCAACCGGGUGCAGCAGCAGAUCCGGAUUGACCUGACGGACCAGGAGCAGCAGAUGCUUCUUCUCCCUGACCAGCUGACCCUGAUGGAAGCCCUAGAAGAAGCCCCCGACCCCUUUUUUGGAGUGAUGGUCCCUGCACUGCCCAGCCCUACUUACAUUCCACACGUCAGACACAUCCUGGAAGCCCCUACCCCUGAGAAAAGCCCACCGGAACGAUCUCCACCACCUACUCCUCGGCGAGAGCCACCCCUCACCGUCUCGCCUGAGGAUAUCACCCUCAAAGAAGCUGAGCCCAUCAGACUGCUGCAGAUUGAAGGUGAGCAAGAUCUGCCCGAAAUCACAGCCCAGGAGAUCGAUAUGCUGGUUGAACAGGAGGGGUUUGUGAUGCCCGGUGAAGAGAGACUCCUGCCGUUGCCCUCUGUUUCUCCCAGGAAAAGGCGCGCUGAAGAGUCUGUGGAAGAAGUCAGGAGGCGAGAGCCAUCAGUGUAUUUGGGACUGUCACCUCCCACUAGAACUGAGAAAGAGCUGUCAACUGCAGGGGAGACAGUUCUGUUGGAAGAGGAGACCCGGCCUUUGGUAGAAGCCCCUCUGUUGCCUUUAGAGACGACACCCCUGAAGCCUGGACUGGUGCCUUCUCCCACUUCGCCCUCUCCCAAGCGACAGCCCCCUCUAAGCCCUGAGCUCCGCCUGCCCGCGUACGAGCCAACCCCCGCCCACCCCUCCAGGCGACGGAGGCAGCUGCGCUUCGUGGAUGAAGUGACCCAGAUAUCCCAGGAGGACCUCCAGAAGCAGAUCUUGGAUCCACAGACGCAGUGUCAACCCCUGGAGUCGGUGCUGCUGCCAGCUAAGAGGCUGAGGACCCCGGCAGAGCUCUUGGGCACUCCGACACACGGGUGGAUCCAUCCAACCCUUCAAAGCCUCUGGGCCCGCUGCGCCAACCUUCAGCAUGUGGAUUAUGCCAGGCGGCGGGCAAGGGAGGAAGGAGCGCAGAGAGAGGAGGAAGAAGAAGAGCGGCGGCCAGCAGAGGUCCCUAGCGAGCUUGAGGUGCUGCGAGAAGCGGAAGAGCCAAGCGUGCCCCUUGUGGGUUCCUCAGAAAUCUCUCUCGAGACUACCGAGGAAGAGCUCCGCCUUAGUCUGGUGGCAGCUGAGGAGAGGAUCCUUGUGGAGCCGGAGGAAGCGGCGCUCCCUGUGGUGCCUGAACUCCCUGAAAUAAGCUUUGAGCUGCCGCUGGAAAAGGAAAUGCUGACCCUGACAGACGUGCGCAGGCUGGUGGCUGCUAAACUACAGGAGUUUGGAGAGACGGAGUUCGGCCAGCUGGUGCCUCUCACUGUUUCGAGGGCCAUUGCCAGCCGAUUCUUCUACCUGUGCCUGGUUCUUGCAGGGGGCCGUUACCUGCGCCUGGAGCAAGCGGAGCCCUUUGGCCGGAUCCUGAUCAAGCCUGGCGCCCAGUUUCACCCAAGCUAG
Messenger RNA from Euleptes europaea (tarantolino), 1758 nucleotides. RefSeq names its product REC8 meiotic recombination protein (gene REC8). The transcript has 19 exons. Gene Ontology annotation, molecular function: chromatin binding; protein binding. The coding region runs from base 1 to 1758 and encodes 585 amino acids. Gene Ontology annotation, cellular component: synaptonemal complex; cohesin complex. Lineage: Eukaryota; Metazoa; Chordata; Lepidosauria; Squamata; Sphaerodactylidae. Gene Ontology annotation, biological process: synaptonemal complex assembly; mitotic sister chromatid cohesion; replication-born double-strand break repair via sister chromatid exchange. The record is from RefSeq and is a predicted model, not a curated record.